GAAUUUAUUUGGGCGAUCAGUUGGUAGAGAAACGCGGUUAUAGUAUUAAACACCGGCCGGAAAAAGAAAUGCUAGGGUGAGUCCUCGGAUCAAGUCGUCAGGAAAUCAGGAAUGGCAACGCCUUGGACGCGGCCGGUGCCGGCUAGCGUGACGCUGGAGAGCUUCGACGCCCUGGACUGCGGCGUCUGCUGCUGCCCGCUCAGGCCUCCCAUCUUCCAGUGUUCGGUGGGGCACGUGGUGUGCUCGAACUGCCGCGACAAGAUGACCUCGGCUGGAAGUUGCCACGUGUGCCGCGCUCCAAUAGCCGACGGUUACCGUCGGAACCACGACAUGGAGAAACUGGUGGAGUCUAUCCGGGUGUUGUGUCCCAACACUGCCUUCGGCUGCACCGCGAAGCCAGCCUACUACGACUACCACCUCCACCUCCCCAGUUGCCUGCAUCCGCCGUGCCACUGCCCGGCGAAGGCCUGCUGCUUCGUCGGUUCCACAGCGGACCUCACGGACCAUUUCAGCACCGUGCACCAGUGGCCGCAUUUUAAGGUUCGGGGAUCCCAGCUUGCAGAAUACAUCCUCCUCGACGGCUUCAACGUGCUGGAUGUCAUCGACGGCGAUAGGAAGCACCUGUUACUGCUAUUGGUGUCGCAUGAGCACGUCGGACGCGCCAUAGCCGUUAUCUUUGUAUGCCCAAGUCCACGAGUAGGCAAGGACCAUGCGUUCUGCCAUCUCCAGGUCGAGGUCUCGCGCUACCAUAUCGAUGGUGACGAGUCAGACACGCAUCUUCAGGAAUCUGAGUUCAAACUAGCACCCAGUGAUCUCUCCAAUGGGCUGCCCAAUCCUGACGGCUGUUUCCAGCUCAUCGUGCCAAAGUAUGCUCUACCGGACGAAGAGGAAACUGUUAAGGUCUCGGUAAGUAUUAGGAUCGUGACGACCAUCGAUCAAUCAGCGUCUAGAAGUUGAGUCGUACCGUGUGGUGUUCAAGUUCUCAAUGCAUGGCCGUCCAUUCCGGAAACGUGUGCCUGAAGUAUUAAGGGGCCUGUAGGACUUGUUACAAGAGAUUUGCCAGAAUGUUAUGAUUCAGAAUUUGAAUGAAAUUGACCAAAUUGGUAAUCCAAACACUGUUGUGGUGCACUGCGCACCCAUCGUAUUUGCACUUACAAAUACUACUUUUUUCUUCUA
Messenger RNA from Lolium perenne, 1176 nucleotides. Its product is annotated as putative E3 ubiquitin-protein ligase SINA-like 9. Lineage: Eukaryota; Viridiplantae; Streptophyta; Magnoliopsida; Poales; Poaceae. The record is from RefSeq and is a predicted model, not a curated record. Gene Ontology annotation, molecular function: zinc ion binding; ubiquitin protein ligase activity. Gene Ontology annotation, cellular component: cytoplasm.